Pieris macdunnoughi is the source of this 654-nucleotide messenger RNA. NCBI's taxonomy places the organism in Eukaryota, Metazoa, Arthropoda, Insecta, Lepidoptera, Pieridae. The record is from the annotation of a GenBank genome assembly.
AUGGGUGAAGACCACAGCGGGUCCGAUUGUGCUUGGAAGAAAAUGGUUUUAUCGAAGUCUGAAAAUAAAUGGGUUUCUAAGUUAAAAUCUGAUCAAUUAAGUAUUGUAAAGACGAUGAGCACGAAUAAUUUUUCAUUAGGUGACGAUACAAAUAAUUUAACUCAUAUUAAAAAGGAAGUCGAAGAUGAAAAUGAAAUGCAAAACUAUGACACUGAUGAUAGUGCAGAUGUGACAGACCCAUUAGAAAUGUUAGAAGUCCAACACUCACAAGCAGGUCACGUCAGUAGACGAUUAUCUGGUCCUAAAAACGAAACAGCUGAAGAACGAGCCGCUCGUCUGGCUAAGAUGUCAGCAUACGCAGCACGACGAUUAGCUAACGAAACACCUGAGCAACGUGCAGCUAGACUUAAACGUAUGUCAGACUAUGCAGCUAAAAGACUAGCUACUGAGUCAAGUGAACAAAGAGCAAGAAGGCUUGCAAGGAUGUCAGCUUAUGCUGCAAAAAGACUUGCCAAUGAAACUACAGAACAGAGAGAAGCAAGACUAGCCAGAAUGUCUGCAUAUGCUGCUCGUAGACAGGCUAUGAAAAAAGCUAGCUCCGUAAACACAAAUAACCCAUGUAUAGAGAGAUACACAGAUUCUAACCUGAGUUAA